CCAGCCAAUGGCUCCAUAGCUCUCCUCGGGGGCCCCGUGUGUGUGUGUGCGUGCGUGUGUGUGCUUCAGAAUCUGAAAAAAAGAGAGAGAAACGGAGAAAGAAAGAAAUCUGGGGUGCUGUUUGACCAGAUCUGAACACGGAGCCAGGGGUACGUCGGAGCCCAGGGAUUGUUCCUACACUCAUCCUCAAGAAUAUUAGGAUAUAUUGGGAUUGUUAAACGAAUACUUAUAUCGCGGAAAACCACUGGGAUUGAGAGUUCUGCAAGGAUUUUCUUGGGAUUAAUUUGCAGCGGAGCCGCUCCAUUCAUGCGCCGAUUGCCGCUUUAAAAAGAAAAGAGCCGAGGGUGUUUCAAAGUCCAAAAACACAGCAGAGCGCGAGCCGAUCGGUUUCUGUCGCAGUGUUUCCUUGGGAUACUACUUAAUGUACUUUUUCUUUUGUAUGCGUUUGUUUUUGCAAUCAUGGGACUAGAAUAGUGCGAUAUCACUAGAUCAUUUUUUGCAAGUGCCCCCUUGCCGUUGCUUUGUCAGAACAUACACGAAUUAUCGUGUUCUGUGUUAGGAUUCUAGCUAAAGUGAAUGCAUUUUGAUUUCUAUGUGGCAGUGCAUUUUUGUCACCCCAUCCCUUUUUAAUGCAAUAUAUAAUUUUAGCUCAUACUCUAAUGUUGCGGCUUGGCCACAUAUAUACAGCAUUCGGCUGUGCAUGCACUGCACGGCAUCUACAAAUCAUUAAUGUUGUACGACGACCUUAAAAAUUAUUGGAAUCCACACAGAUCUGAACAAAAAUAGAACACAUAUAGAUUUAUAAAUUGUCGUAUGUUCAGGUCGAAACGCUCAGGUCUUGUGCGGCGACUCUGGAGAAGCCGUUUGAUUCCCGAUAGAGACGGGGGAGAUGGAAGUAGCAAUACCGGCGAGGGGGGUCGGGACGAUCUGUGCGGCAAUAACCCUGAAAAGAUUCCCAAAACGGAACUCAGACCGGUGACCCGAGGCUGGUCGACUGAGGGGGACUUCGGGAGAGAGUGCACCAGAAAUAACGCAGAGAGCGGCGGCUCUAGGGUCAUUUUGGACCAAGAUGGGGGUGCCAUGUGUGUCCUGGAGCAGGGAAGCCCCCGAUCCGCGCAGGACGAAAGCAAAACGGUGACAUGCUGUCUAUUCAAAGACCGGGACUACACCGGACCCAGAAGCACUGAGACGCCUCGGGGUAAGGAACCUGGUUCCUGUCAAUUCGUGCUAAGGAACCGUAGUUUCCGGGACACCGGCUCUUCUGGGGGACAGGAGGUGAAACCCCGUUCUGUAGUCGAGCAGGAGCUCAAGACCGCCACCUACACCCUUUUAAAAAGACUAAAGGAAAAACCGCUGGAUACUCUGUUGGAGGCCGUGGAGUCUAAAGGGGGGAUGCCGAGCGAUUGUGUUAUGGUAUCUCGGACGGAGUUGCGGUUAGGCGGCCAUAUGGCCCCUCCGCAUCUGCUGCUCUGUAAGCUCUACCGCUGGUCUGACCUGCAGCACACGGCUCAGCUAAAGCCGCUUUGUGAGUGCCAGAGCUUCGGUGUUCAGGAUGGGCCGGCGGUGUGCUGCAACCCCUAUCACUACAGUCGACUCUGUGGUCCAGAGUCACCUCCACCACCCUACUCAAGGCUCUCCCCCACUGAAGAACUCAAGCCACUGGAUCUGUCAGAUUCAACAUUGUCUUACACUGAAACUGAGGCCUCCAGCUCCCCGAAUGCCACACCAGGGCCCUUCUCAGAUCCCAGUAUGUCUCCGGACGCCCCCAAGCAGAGCCACUGGUGUAACGUGGCGUACUGGGAGCACCGGACGCGGGUGGGCCGCCUCUACGCAGUGUACGAUCACUCCGUCAGCAUCUUCUAUGAUCUACCUCAAGGCACCGGCUUCUGCCUGGGCCAGCUGAGCCUGGAGCAGCGCAGCAGCACCGUCCAGCGCACGCGGGGGAAAAUCGGCUUCGGCAUCCUGCUGAGCAAGGAGCCCGACGGCGUGUGGGCCUACAACCGCAGCGAGCACCCCAUCUUCGUCAACUCCCCCACGCUGGACAUCCCCAACUGCAGGAGCCUGGUGGUGCGCAAGGUGAUGCCGGGCUACUCCAUCAAGGUGUUCGACUACGACAGGUCCUGCCUCCUGCAGCACGCCGCCGACCCCGAGUACCUGGACGGACCUGGACCCUACGACCCCAACAGCGUCCGCAUCAGCUUCGCCAAGGGCUGGGGCCCCUGCUACUCCCGGCAGUUCAUCACUUCCUGUCCCUGCUGGCUGGAGAUCCUGCUCAGCAACCACAGAUAACACAAACAGACAGACAGAGACAGAGAGACUCGACAGAUGGACCGCUUUCACCAGAAAAUAUCCAAAUAUCAUCUACCUAGAUUUAAUAUAAAGUUUUAUAUAUUAUAUGAAAUAUAUAUUAUACCUGUAAAUACGGAGUCAUUUUUACAAUGUAAUUAUUUAUGUAUGGUGCAAUGUGUAUAUGGAAGAGAGGAAAAAGAAACCGGAAAAUGCACUUUGGCUUAUAUAUAAAUAUAUAAAUAUAUAUAAAAGAUAAAGAAUCUUUCAAUACCAAUUUGAAAAAUUAUACAGCAAAAAUAGGAUGUGGCUGGUUUUGGUGUAUAGUUUUCAUGUACUAUUAAUAUCCAGACGAAAAGCUAACACCAUUCACACAUUGAUAAUAAAGUAUUCGCAUAAUAUUUUUCUUU
Messenger RNA from Anguilla rostrata (American eel), 2696 nucleotides. RefSeq names its product SMAD family member 6b (gene smad6b). The coding region runs from base 814 to 2289 and encodes 491 amino acids. The record is from RefSeq and is a predicted model, not a curated record. Gene Ontology annotation, molecular function: transcription regulator inhibitor activity; I-SMAD binding. NCBI's taxonomy places the organism in Eukaryota, Metazoa, Chordata, Actinopteri, Anguilliformes, Anguillidae. Gene Ontology annotation, cellular component: heteromeric SMAD protein complex. The transcript is spliced from 4 exons. Gene Ontology annotation, biological process: anatomical structure morphogenesis; SMAD protein signal transduction; transforming growth factor beta receptor signaling pathway.